ACAUUCGAGCGCGAUAAGCCGCGCGCAAUAUUUUGUUUAGUCGCAAAUACAUCUCCUUACUAGCAAGGUGUCUUUCACUCAUCACCAGUCCUUUCAUUCAAAAUUCAACCUUAACGUACUCAACAUAGUGGUCAAAAUCGAGCCGGAUUCCUGCGUAAAAUUAAUUGAGAAUUUGCAUCGACUGGCGAGCAUAUUUUUACCUGCGCGUCGACCCAACCGGUUUGCUAUUGUGCUACGAACAGAUGGUGCUACGCGGCUACGAUACCUACGGCGACGUGUUGGCGUAAACAAGUGAUUAUAACGCACGGAACAAAAUAACAUCAAUGCAGUGAUAUUGCAGUGUCUUUAAAUGAAGUUUACGUACAUAAUUCACAAUGUCAGACAUAGAAACGUCUAUAGAAGAGCUCAAAGACAUUUAUGAAUUAAUAAAGAAGGCACAAAUCAACUUUAAAAAGUGUCCAACGACAAGAAAAACAAAGGGUUAUCUACAAGCGAAAAUUCAAUGCAUCGAUGAGUACUGGACUUCGUUUCGCACGGCGCAUCAGACGUUAUUCAAGCUAACUACGAAAAGUGACCGAGAUACUUUGAAUUACUUUGUCAAUGAUGUGCAUGGAGAAUGUGAAGAAGUGUAUACGUGUCUCAAGGCCGAUUUGACAGACUCGUUGCUGUCACGUCAACAGCAAGGGGAAUCAUCUGCACUGAAUACGAGCAGCUCAAGUGAUCGCGCUGAUAAUUACACCCCAGAUGUCAAAUUACCACAAAUCAAUUUACCAACAUUCUCCGGCGCGUACGAGGAAUGGCAAUCGUUUGAAGAUACAUUUGUAGCCCUAAUCCAUGCAAAUAAAGGACUUAGUGAUGUGCAAAAAUUACAUUACCUGAAAUCGUGUGUUAUCGGUGAAGCGAAGAAUACAAUCAAGCAUUUCCAAAUUACUGAGAAGAAUUACAAACCUGCUUGGGACACCCUGAAAAAUAGGUACAGUCACAAACGGCUAAUCGUUAAUGCUAUUUUGAAAAGGCUUUUUUCUUUGAAGAAAGUAAAUGUACAAUCACCUACACAACUGAAGGCCUUGAUAGACAACACCAAAGAAUGUUUAACAAGCCUGAAUGCAUUAAAUAUUUACACCGGUACUUGGGAUCCAUUAAUUAUAUUUCUGGUAAUUCAGAAAUUGGACCAAGAAUCACACAGAGCGUGGGAAGCAUAUGUAAGUGCUGAAUAUUUUGAAGAAUUACCCACAUUCAACAACUUCACAACAUUUUUAGAAAACCGUAUCUGUACUUUGGAAUUAACUUCACCUGUAACUGCACCAAAAGACAAGAUAAAGGAAAGAUCAUUCACUGCUACCACGUCAAUGAAUCGUGUUUGCAGCAUGUGUAAGGAAGACCACCUGCUUUGUCACUGUAAGGAAUUUGGAAAACUGGAUCCGGAUAAGAGAAGCGAAUUUGUUAAAGAACAACGACUCUGUUACAACUGUCUUGCUGCCGGGCAUCCUGUAUUACACUGCAAACAAAAAACUUCACGCAGGAUCUGCGGCAGACGUCACCACUCACUUCUACAUUCACACAAGAAGAACCAAGAGUCCACGGGCAAAGAAGAGAAGAAACCAUCACCAGGACUUUCAUCCAUGCACACAAAUGUAGAAGAACAUUCAGAGGACGAACAAGAUUGGCUCAAACGCCAGAAGGAAUUUGAGCUCGGAGACAUCGUAUUGCUCAAAGACGAGCAGACGCCGCCUAGCAAGUGGGCGCUCGGCCGCGUGCUUGAGAAGCACCCUGGGCCCGACGGCGUCUGCAGGGUGUACACUGUGUGGAGCAACAAGCAUGUCACUCAACGAUCGGUGUCUAAACUAUGUGCAUUACCAAUAGAUAAGUCGUAA
Molecule: messenger RNA, 1874 nt
Organism: Ostrinia furnacalis (Asian corn borer)
Lineage: Eukaryota; Metazoa; Arthropoda; Insecta; Lepidoptera; Crambidae
Exons: 3
Coding region: 375-1874 (499 amino acids)
Source: RefSeq, a predicted model, not a curated record